AUGGCUCAAACGCCAGCUACCUCCAACAGCUCCGUCAGGCUCGAACGGGACGCCUCCCAGGUCCCAAUCACCUCCGUGGGGCUAUACACGACGCCCUCGGGCAAAGUGUACAUAUUGGCCGGCGAGGACGGUGACUUGACCGUGUACCAUGGCCGUGCCGCCGAGACCGAGGAACCCAUCUAUCGGAUUUGCGUGUUUGAAGACCAGCCCGUCCAUGGCAUCCGCGUCCACAGGGAUGGAACAUCGUCGGCUGUCAGCAUUCUCCUCUGGGGGGCCUCGUGCGUAGCUCUCCUGGACGGAACCCCCCUCGACGGCGCAAACCGCCCUGUGCUUGUGGCAACCUCGUCCGCACCAGACUGGAUCCACGACGCAGCCGUGUGCCCGGGGGACUCGUCUGUCGCGGCCCUGGCGACGGCUCACAACGAAGUCGUUCUGUUGACGUAUCACGCCGACACCCGCGUCCUGGCCACGGGCGCCGUCGUCUCCCCCUCGAGACCGAUGCUCUACGCCUCCCAUCUACGAUGGACAUCGCCCACGUGCGUCCUGGUCGCGGCAGGAACGGUGUUUGGCAACGUCAUCGUCUGGAAGUGCCACCCCGACUCUGCCUCUCACACCAUGCUCUUUGUGCUUCGCGGCCACGAGGGCUCCGUCUACGGCGUCGACAUUUCGCCAGAGCUGACGCUCCCGAAUGGAUCGACGGCUCGUCUGCUCGCCAGCUGCAGUGACGACCGGACAAUCAGGGUGUGGGACAUAAGCAACCACGAGGGACCCCACGAAUCCACCCUGGAAGGCGUCACGGAAACCGGCUUCAAGGCCGCCGAGCGCUAUGACGAGGUGCAGGCCGUCUGUAUAGACGGACAAGUCGUCCCCGUUGCGGUGGCAAUGGGCCACGCCUCUCGCAUCUGGGGCGUCAAAUUCGGCGUCCAAGACGGCCACGUCGUCCGGCAUGGCAGGCUGCCAAUGUAUUCCUUUGGGGAGGACUCUACCGCCCAGCGAUGGGACUUGUCUCUCGGUGAGUCGCUGUCCGGGGGCACCCUCUCCCACCGGCGGACGCACUCGCUACACGACGGCAAACACCUCUGGGCGCGGGCGCUUGACGUGCGACACGGCUGGAUUCAUAUCGUCAUCGGCGGCGCGGACGGCAGGAUAAGCCUCAUCGAGGAAGCAGCUGCCUUUGCAGGGGCUGGCGCCCAGCUGACCACCACUGACGUACCGCAUCUGUUACAGGCGACUCCGGAUUCGUUUAGUACCCGCGAGAUGAUCAGUCGGUACGACUUUAUUCUCGACGACACCAUGCUCGCCAUCACGAACUUCGGCAGGCUGUUCCUGGGCGCGUUGUCCGGAACCCACACGUGGGAAGAAGUCGGUGUUGGCGAAGAUGUCGCGCGGGACCUGAAGUCGUGCUAUGUCCUGCGGAAAAUCGGCCACGGCGCAGCGGUAAUAGGAACUACCAGCGGCAGCCUCUUCUCCUUCAAGGCUGGCCAAGUCAGGCCGGUAGGGAGCGUCCCGGGGAGAAUCGUGGAAAUCAACCACCUCGCGAGCACCGCCGACGCCAUCGAGCUGCUGGUUCACCUCCACGGAACCUCGGCAUCACGGUACGUAACCCUCACGCCAGCAGGGUCCCUCGUCUCGGAACACCAAGUCGAGGGUCUCGACUCCCGGUUCGUCGCCGUCUCCGCCACAAGACUGGACGACCUGCUCGUCAUGGGUUCCCGCCACGGAUGGAUGUCUGUCCUCGUUCAGAGAGACAAGACGUGGCGCUCGAUUCUGGACUUAGCAACACGCAGCCGCGACGCAAUCACAUCCAUCGUCCCCCUCCCCCUCCCGCCCAGCCAGACUCUCGCAUCAGACUCAAGAUAUAUCCUCGCCACCAGCCGCGACGGCAAAUACAGAAUAUACCAGAUCCGACGGACCACGGGCGUCACCGCCACGCUUGACCUGGCCCUUGUACACGAGACGAGCCCCCCCUUUGGACCCAUGAUAGAAGGAGCGUGGUUUUCAAACACAAAAAGCCCGCAACUUGUCCUCUACGGCUUCAGGAGCCGAGAUUUCGUGAUCUGGAACGAAUCUACGAGGGAAGAGCUGGCGACGAUUAACUGCGGUGGUGCGCACCGCACAUUCCGACUCAACUACAGCGCGGAGCAACCGGAGCGAUACAGGCUCGCGUAUACCCGGACGUCGAAGCUUUCCAUCUACUCGCAGACUCGUGUGCCGUAUCGCACGGUAAAGUCGGGCACGCACGGUCGCGAGAUACGCGCCCUGAGCUCCAACAAGCGAUAUGUUGCGUCGGGGUCAGAAGACACCUCCAUCAGGAUAUGGGAGUAUACUGCUGCGGAUGGGGAGAGGAACAAGAGUGCCGGGAUGCGGUGCUUGGCAUGUCUCAAGGCGCACAUCACGGGAAUCCAGAAACUGCACUGGUUCGAAGACGAUUAUCUGUUGAGCAGUGCCGGGAAUGAGGAGUUUUUUGUAUGGCGCGUCCGGGCACUAGAUUCUGCGUACGAGGGUCUCGCGGUUGUUUGCGAGGGCACGUUCGCGGACAAGAGUCCAACCAGGGAUUUGCGCAUCAUGGGAUUUGACGUUACGAGGGUGGCAAAAGGAGGAGGGCUGGUCAUUACGCUGGCCUUUUCCAACUCGACGCUCAAGACUUAUGCGUAUGACAACGGGCGUGGCUUCAGCUUGCUCGCGAGGGGAGUCUACACCGGAGCAUGUAUCACGCAACUGAGACAUCUUGGCCACGGGGAUGGGCAACUUUGGAUAGUGACGACGUCUACAGAUGGGCACAUGGCUUUGUGGAGGGCGGACGCAGGAUCCCUUGCCUCGGGCAGGCUCACGCUGCGGUCCGCAGCUCAAGUACACCAGAGCAGCAUCAAAAGCCUGGACAUGGCCAGGCACGAAGACACAUUUCACAUACUGACGGGGGGUGAUGACAAUGGCCUCGGUUUGACGCAAGUUGCCGAGGUCCGGGACGAUGCGGGCAACACGGAGUACGAGUUUGCUCGUCGCGGAAUCGUUCGCGACGCUCAUGCAGCAUCCAUCAAUGGCGUUGCACUGCUGGCGCAGGAUCGAGAUGGAGGCCGGGACAAUCUCGUGGGCGUAAGCGUCAGCAACGAUCAGCGCAUCAAGGUUUGGAGAAUCGCGAAGCACGAUCCGGAUCGAGCUACACUGGCGAGUUGCGUCACAAGCGGCGUGGCAGAUCCCGGUGACGUUGCGAUUGUCGACGAAGGGAGCUUGCAACCGGUGAUGAUACUGGGCGGGAUCGGAGUCGAGGCGUGGAGUCUUGUGCAACGAACGACAUGUGACACGUGA
This is a messenger RNA of Metarhizium album ARSEF 1941, 3306 nucleotides long. RefSeq names its product WD repeat protein. The transcript has 2 exons. Gene Ontology annotation, cellular component: cytoplasm. Gene Ontology annotation, molecular function: protein binding. NCBI's taxonomy places the organism in Eukaryota, Fungi, Ascomycota, Sordariomycetes, Hypocreales, Clavicipitaceae. Gene Ontology annotation, biological process: tRNA methylation. The record is from RefSeq and is a predicted model, not a curated record. The coding region runs from base 1 to 3306 and encodes 1101 amino acids.